UCCAGUGUCAACUCAAGAAGCAGGAUCCAAUAACCAAAAUACAUUACUACUUAAAUCAAGAACUAAUAAUCGAAUUCAAAAAGAAAUUAUUUUUUCAAAUAGAACAGCACCUUCAAGACUAGUAACAAUGCUUAAUUCAAGAGAAAAUAGUUUGAUUUUUUAUAAUUCAACAUCAGAGCUAGAACCAAGAAAUGAAUUUAAUACAUCAAAUGGAAGUUCGAGAACAAAACCAGUAAUAGUUUUAGAUUCAAGAACCAAUAAUCAAUUUAACUAUAAUUUAUUAAAUAGAACUUGGAAUUCAAAACAGAUACUUUUAGGGUCAGGUGAUAAUACAAUGAACAUUCAGAUAAAUAAUACUUGUAAUAUGAUAAAUACUUCAAUCUUUCAUUCUGAUACAAUUAAUGAAGUUAUUCCUUUACUUUUUGAUAAAAUAUCGAUUUAUCAGCUCU
Messenger RNA from Racocetra persica, 449 nucleotides. The record is from the annotation of a GenBank genome assembly. NCBI's taxonomy places the organism in Eukaryota, Fungi, Glomeromycota, Glomeromycetes, Diversisporales, Gigasporaceae.